GAGAACGACCUCCCCGGACCGUUACCUCGAUGCUGUACGAAGGUGGAGUGACUUGGUGGUAGAGAGAGAGAGAGAGGGAGAGAGAUGAGGAGAGAGCGAGAGGAGCAGGGCAACAGAAGACAGAUGGAUUAUCUGACAUGCGCCUGGAUUGACCAGCGUUCCUCUUUAAGUCCUGAGUCCUGUUUUUCCUCCUCAGAGUGAAACCUGAAAAUGCUUCCCUGCACAUGUGGAGUGUAGCAGCUAUCGGACAGGUAGACUGUGUCGUGCACCGUUUUUUCUUCUCUUUUCUUUUUUAUCACAGAAGCUAAGGAGUUUUACACAUGGCAAGCUUUCUACCUGGAUGUCAGUGAAUCUAGAUUUUUAGGAUUUCUUUCUUCUUCUUUUUUUUUCUAAUUGAGCAACUGACUGGAAAUACAAGGUCCCACUGGAGCCAAGAAUAAUAGUCAAAACUUCACAGACAAUUUAGAAAGAAUUAGAAAACGGAAGCAAAGAGGAAAAACAGGGUUGUUACUGGAAUACACACACAUAGUAACUGGUGUAUUGUUUUUUACGGGACUUUAUUUAUUUUCCAAAAAAGACUUGGACUGCAGACUUUCCGAUCAUCAGCCUUAAAGCUUUCAACAGUGGAGAGAAGAACUCUGUGGAAUAUCAGCGUCAAACACAGCGACUUGUUGAACAGUCAAAAUUAAUUCAGAGGGAAAUCUCAGGAUUUCAUACAGGUGCUAAAUAAUUUGGACUCUGCAGGGGGACCAUCUCGUCAAGUCUGGACUGUGGAGGGCUCCCCUCCCUGCCCUCCCAGCCUAUCCUCGCCCCCAGCAGCAUGUCCCAGGCUCUGAGGCUGCCUCUAGUCCUCCACACAGCACACUACCAUGAUCAGAUGGGCUGCUGGAGGGAGUAAGGCUGCCUCUGCCUCGUCCUGCUCCAGGGCUGGGUUAGGGGCUCGUUCUGGUUCUGGAACAAGUUCCAAACCAAGGUUCUCAACGCUGCUUUCCUCCCUGUCUUUGCCUCUUCUGGUUGCCCUGGUGGUUUUCUCCUUCUCCCUACCCGGGGCGGCCUGCCAUCAGCUCCGCAGAGACAGACUGAGACUCGCCAACCCACGAACUCUCAGGGCUCCACUGAACAUUUCUGAGACUGAGGUCUUCUCUAGGCCCAGGGCCACCGGCGGUCCCCUGGGUCGGACUGGGGGACCGCAGGGUAGGCAUGUGCGCAGCUACAAUUAUCUCCAAGGGGACAUACGGAGGAGGAAGCUGUUCUCUUUCCAGAAGUUUUUCCUGAGGAUCGAUAAGAAUGGAAAGGUCAAUGGAACCAAGAGCAAGGAUGACCCCCUCAGUAUUCUGGAAAUCACAUCGGUGGACGUGGGAGUGGUGGCCAUCAAAGGGUUGAACAGCAACUACUAUCUGGCUCUCAGCAGGAAGGGAGAACUGUACGGAGCGAGAGAGUUCAGCGUCGACUGCACCCUGAAGGAGCGGAUUGAGGAGAACGGCUACAACACGUACGCGUCAGCGGAGUGGAGGAACAAGAAGCGGCAGAUGUUUGUGGGUCUAAAUGUCCACGGGAAGCCGCUGAGAGGGAAGAAAACCCGCAGGAAGAACACGGCCACCCACUUCCUUCCAAUUGUGGUGUGAACAGGAGAACUCAACUGGAGAAGGAGGACAUGCAGCACUGGACAGAGAGGUUUUCAAUACUGAAAAAAAAAAAAGCUGUAAAAUAAAGACAUUCCCUGAGAAAUCUCUCAAUUGGAAACAAGGCACUAACACUGUUACACAAAAAUCUGAUCUCUGCUCCCGACUUUGACUGAGGUUGUGUACUUUAUUUGGCGGGAGAGGAUGAAAUCUGUGUUUUCUGUGGCACGGGAUGCAAUAUUUAUCCUUCUUUUUCUGUGCCAAACAGUUUGCAACUGGAGUAUGUGUGUAAUGUGGACAACACAGAAAAUACUGUCCUAGCUAAUGAACUGUGGUAGAUGCAGAAGUAUCUCAAGAUGUUAUUUAUAAUCCAUAAUCUCCUGUGAGACACCAGAUAAUCUGCAACAUAAAGGGGAGAGAUAGAACACAGAUAAGAUGAGGGGAGUGAUCAGUCAGUUUAUCGUGACAGCAUUAAAUAAUAGAGGACACAACACAUUUAAAGCAAAUGUUUGAUACUUAACCACUGUGUUUUGAUUGUAAUGAUUUAUUUAUUUUGUGAAAUAUUUAACUGGAGGGGAACACUUACGAGGCAAGCAUUCCUUUGCAUUCUUUACUUUUUAUAGGAACUCUGUUA
Molecule: messenger RNA, 2256 nt
Organism: Chelmon rostratus (copperband butterflyfish)
Lineage: Eukaryota; Metazoa; Chordata; Actinopteri; Chaetodontiformes; Chaetodontidae
Gene: fgf10b
Product: fibroblast growth factor 10b
Exons: 3
Coding region: 870-1625 (251 amino acids)
Biological process (GO): positive chemotaxis; positive regulation of epithelial cell migration; wound healing
Cellular component (GO): cytoplasm
Molecular function (GO): type 2 fibroblast growth factor receptor binding; chemoattractant activity; growth factor activity
Source: RefSeq, a predicted model, not a curated record